Melopsittacus undulatus (budgerigar) is the source of this 888-nucleotide messenger RNA. It is a transcript of the gene MYL3, whose product is annotated as myosin light chain 3. Bases 65 to 646 code for a protein of 193 amino acids. Gene Ontology annotation, cellular component: myosin II complex. Gene Ontology annotation, molecular function: calcium ion binding. NCBI's taxonomy places the organism in Eukaryota, Metazoa, Chordata, Aves, Psittaciformes, Psittaculidae. The transcript is spliced from 7 exons. The record is from RefSeq and is a predicted model, not a curated record.
CAUCUCUUUCCUGUCUGUCUGUCUCCUUCUCUCCCUUUCUAAAGCAGCUCAUCAGCAAACCAGCAUGGCUCCAAAGAAGCCCGAACCUAAGAAGGCAGAACCUAAGAAGGAAGAACCCAAACCAGCACCUAAACCAGCAGAACCAGAGCCCCCCAAAGAAGCUGAAUUUAACCCAGCUUCUAUCAAAGUUGAAUUCACUGCUGAUCAGAUUGAAGAAUUUAAGGAAGCAUUCUCACUCUUUGACCGGACUCCUAAAUCUGAGAUGAAAAUCACAUACGCACAAUGUGGAGAUGUCUUGAGAGCUUUGGGGCAGAAUCCCACCCAGGCUGAGGUCUUGAAAGUGCUUGGCAGGCCCAAACCAGAAGACAUGAACUCCAAGAUGAUUGACUUUGAGACCUUCUUGCCCAUGCUCCAGCAUAUUGCUAAGACAAAAGACACAGGCACCUAUGAGGACUUCGUGGAGGGUCUGCGUGUGUUUGACAAGGAGGGAAAUGGAACAGUAAUGGGAGCUGAACUCCGCCAUGUCUUGGCUACACUGGGUGAGAGGUUGACUGAAGAGGAAGUUGAUAAGCUUAUGGCUGGUCAGGAAGAUGCCAAUGGCUGUAUCAACUAUGAAGCUUUUGUGAAGCAUAUCAUGGCCAACUGAACACCAGGACAAGAUAGGAGCUGAGAAACCCAGAUGCUGGCCUUGGAUUUCAAUGUUAUGGAAUGUCUUCUCAUUUUUCAGUCUGGAUUCUCAUUACAGAGCUACAAAAUAUGCUGUUCCUAAAGUUGUUUGGAUAAAUGUUUUUUUGUUUGUUUUGCCUUGUUUCUUCAUGGGAAAAGGGUGGCCUCUGUGGAGAUUCAAUAAACUUAAGAAACUGAAAAGACUGGAAUUUGAACUCUGAA